CUGUUAUGACGUUGUUCACGUGUAUUCUUCCAGCAUGGUGACCUCCUCUGACAGUGAGCACGUAGAGAAAUGAAGAUGAACGAAUCGUUAGUUGUUACAGUGUAAAUGUAGUGAGUGGACUCUUUAUUGCUAUGGUCACAUUCGGGCGUUUAUUCGGCAGAGAUUCAGGUUGUACUUAACAACAACAACAACAACAACAACUGUCACUUCGUCUGCUGUGAACUGGCUGGAUCCGAUCUCAGGACAUAGCCUCUACUUUUUGUAUUGACUGGUUAUAAUCUGAAGUAAUGGCUGUGCGAUUGCCUUUAGCUGGGCUUCUGUUUAUACACAGACUGGUGAGGAUUAGCACAUCCGGUCAAAGACAUGUGAGGGACAGGGACAUACUCGCACAAGUCUGUAAAUGUAGGCGGGAUAUAAGAACGUUUUCAACUGGUUCUGUGAAAUGUAAAGAGAAUGAGGGUGACGAGUCAGGCGCUUCACCCCUGAGCACCAAGCAGACCAUCAGUAAAGCACUAUUAUCCAGGAGGCGGAGACCGCUGUCCCCCCUGGAGAGGAUCAGUGGCCUACUGCCGCAGGACGCCCUGAGCCCCGAGGUGAUGCAGCUGAGGGAGCAGAACCAGCAAGAUCCAGCAGAACGCACAAACAUCCAGGUUCCAGUCACACACUGCACACCAGAGGAACGUGGACACAAGGUAAUGUCUGAAAAGGGUGAUUCAGAGAAUCAUGAGGAGCCAGGCACUUCAGGUGCUCUGCUGAGCGGAGCAUGUCAUGAGGAAAAAGGCUUGGUUUCAGACACUCUUCCUGGGGAGAGCCUGCUUGUGUUUGGGGAGUUCCUGGUUGCUGAGUAUCAUAAGAAAAGGUUCAGGAAGAUGUUCCAGCUUCAGAGAGAGGCACGUCUGCAGAGCAGCUGGGGGGUCAUCCUGCACGACGACAUAGCCGGGCAGCCUGCAGGACGGCUCUUGAAGACGUCCAGGGGGGUUUCCAUCCUCGUACGUCGGGCCAGUCUGGAAGAUUAUGUGCUCUUUAUGAAGAGGGGGCCAGCCAUCGCCUACCCUAAGGAUGCAGCUGCUAUGUUGAUGAUGAUGGAUGUCACAGAGGGAGACUGCGUGUUGGAGUCGGGCUCAGGGUCCGGGGCCAUGUCUCUGUUCCUGUCCAGAGCAGUUGGAUCUAAAGGCAGCGUGGUGAGCGUGGAGGUCAGGGAGGACCACCUCAUGAGAGCAGUGAAGAACUACAGGCGCUGGAGGACAUCAUGGAGUCUGAGACGAGGACAGGAGUGGCAUGACAACGUCCACUUUCACAAAGGUGACCUCUGCACGUCUUCCUCGCUCCUCGCUGGUCGGGGAUUCCACGCGGUUGCUCUUGACAUGAUGAACCCUCACCUGGCUUUGCCCACUGUGGUUCCACAUCUGCACCCUGGAGCCGUAUGUGCCGUCUACCUCGCCAACAUAACACAGGUCAUCGAUCUGCUGGAAGGGCUUCGAUGUUCGGCGCUCCCUUUGCUGUGUGAACACGUCUUUGAGGUUCCGGUCAGGGACUGGGUGGUGGCUCCGGCCGUUCAGAAAGAUGGGAGGUACUGCGUCAGGAAAGCUCCCACCCAGGAUGAAGACAAAAGGUCGGAAGAUGAGACACCUGAUGAGAGUGACGAAGAGGAGAUGACUGCAGACAAACAGCCAGCCUUUGGCAGUAUUCCAUACAUUGCCAGACCUCAUCCUGAACAACUAAGUCACACAGCAUUCCUGGUGAAACUGAGGAAGUGUGUGCAGUAGUUGUUCUACAUGUAAGGAACCUUGGACAAAAAAAACAUUGUUACCUAUGAACCAAAUUGUCUCCUUACUGUGUAUCAUUUGAAAAAUAAAUUCAUUUUGGUGAAAUAUGAAA
Molecule: messenger RNA, 1878 nt
Organism: Scatophagus argus
Lineage: Eukaryota; Metazoa; Chordata; Actinopteri; Scatophagidae
Gene: trmt61b
Product: tRNA methyltransferase 61B
Exons: 7
Coding region: 288-1766 (492 amino acids)
Biological process (GO): tRNA methylation
Cellular component (GO): tRNA (m1A) methyltransferase complex
Source: RefSeq, a predicted model, not a curated record